This is a messenger RNA of Drosophila subobscura, 1576 nucleotides long. RefSeq names its product putative tRNA pseudouridine synthase Pus10 (gene Pus10). The transcript has 2 exons. Gene Ontology annotation, molecular function: RNA binding; pseudouridine synthase activity. Bases 55 to 1551 code for a protein of 498 amino acids. Gene Ontology annotation, biological process: tRNA pseudouridine synthesis. The record is from RefSeq and is a predicted model, not a curated record. Lineage: Eukaryota; Metazoa; Arthropoda; Insecta; Diptera; Drosophilidae.
GUGUGUGUGAAACAGAGUUUUUAGCGGCACCCACGUUUUGCUUUGAAAAGUAAAAUGAAAAAUCAAGAACUUGUGGACUAUUUGGUGUCCUGUGGUGUCUGCACUAUCUGCCAGUUGCGUUACCUGCGGGCCCGCGGUACGGAGUACAACGAUAUCAACCAAUCUUUCCAGCGGCUGGGAGUGAAAGUGCCGGAAAAUCAGUUGGAGGAUGAAACAAAUGGAAUCUCCACUGAUGAGCAGCCGUUGAAGAAGCCCCGCCUGAGUCACUGCUCCACCUGUUUGGGCAUCUUCUCUGAGGACUUUCAGCGUGAGCUCAUCGAGGGGAUUAUCGCUUCGGAUUUUGGCAAAUAUGACAGCGAGGGCAUCGUUUUGGCCAUUACAAUGCCCAUGAGCCUGCAGCUGCGACAGCUCUCCAUGUGGUUUGCCCUGCAGCGGAAGUUUGGACCCACUGUCCACAGCAAUUCACCGCCAGAUGUGCCCAUCAAGGAGGCCGUGAAGCUGAUUCUACAUCCCAUAAUAUGCAAGAAGCUGGACAAGAAGUACGAUGCCAAUGGACUGAUGAUCAGCAUAGAUCUGCGGCACACGGUGGAGGAGCAGGAGGUGGACAAACUGGUGGAACUGAAUCGUGUGGCCUUUCCAGGCAAGACGCUGAAACGCAUAGAAAUCUCGCGCGGAUUGCUGGAAAAGCAGUACCAACCAUCGCGUGUGAAGGCGGAGACAUACGAAAAGUAUUUGCCCAUUCCACCGCCAGCUGUGGACGAGUCACUCAGCCUCAAGUCAAUCGAUCUGCAGGGUCCCAUGGUCUGCGUGGCCGGACGCUACCGUAAGCUGAGCCGCGAGCUCUCGCACACGCCGUGGCUGUUGCAGGGAGUGCGUCAGAUGGAGGACAGCAUCGAGGAGAUUAUCAUACGGAGUGUGGGUCCACAUUUCACGGAGACUGUGCCAAAGAUCACCUUCAUGUCGAGCGGACGAGAAGAUGUGGAUGUGCGUUGUCUGGGCAAGGGCCGUCCCUUUGUGCUGGAGAUACCCAACUCCAGGCACAGUUCGCUGACAAAAGAGCGGGCCCUGGCCAUGGAGCAGGCAGUGGAUAAGUCUGGCAAGGUAUCCAUCCUCAACCUGCAGGUGGUGCCGCGCGAGCAGGCGAUGCACAUCAAGACGGGUGAGGAGCAGAAACGCAAGUACUAUCGCGCCUUGUGUGCCCUCAAGGAGCCCGCCACAUUGGAAAUUCUUCAGAAACUGCAGAUCCCCGAGAGCUUUGACAUUCAACAGAAGACACCCAUAAGGGUGCUACAUCGUCGGCCGCUGCACACACGUCCGCGCACAAUCUACAGCGUCAAGGCGCGCCUGCAACGCGACAAUCCCCUUGUGCUGGUCAUCGACAUUGUCACACAGGCGGGUACUUACAUUAAGGAAUUGGUUCACGGCGAGUUCGGCAGGACCACUCCAUCGUUCUCUUCGAUUAUAGGCAAGCCCAUUGAUAUACAGGCCCUGGAUGUGGUGGGCAUUGAUCUGGAUUGGCCGCCAGAGGUGGAUAACUCUCUUUCCCAAUAAAAGUCUGUUGUAAAAAACAAAAUAA